AUGGAUAGCAACGGCGAGGGUGGUAAUGUUGGCGUUGCUAGUAGUGGGGCUGAUAAUGGCAGUAUUGCGGGGUAUGAUCCAUUCAAAGACCCAAAGAGGAAGGCCAAAUCAAAUGACCCAGGGUGGAAGUAUGGGUAUUGGCCUGACCUUACAGACAAAAAUCUUGUCAAAUGCAAUCUGUGCAAAAAAGAUCUCAAAGGUGGGAUUAAAAGGAUAAAGCAACAUUUGGUGGGUGGAUAUGGAGAUGUUGCGAAGUGCACCAAGACAACUGCAGCAAUUGCUCAAGAGAUGAAUGCAGCUUUAAUGUCUCAAUCUUCUUCCAAAGUGAUUCCAAGCUCUGGUACAGCUGCAAAGAGAAAGAGGAAUGUCAUAAUUCAGCCACCAGUAAGGGGUCCCAUGGAUGCUCAUGUGAGACAGACACCUGAACAAGAGGUUGCUGACAAGAGGCUUAAAGGCCGUAACCAAACUACAAUAGAGAACCGGAUGAGAUCAGCUGAAGAGAAAAAGAGAGUUGAUAAUCAUAUUGUGGAUUGGCUUUAUGAGUGUGGGAUUCCAUUUAAUGCACUAAAGUCAAGAAGCUUUGAAGUGAUGAUUGAAUCCGUUGCACAAUAUAGGCCAGGAUAUAGGCCCCCUACUUAUCAUGAAGCGAGGGUGCCUUUGUUAAAAUCAGCAAAGGAGAGAACUGCAGAGAUGAAAAAGACCUAUGAAGGGUAUUGGAAGCAGUUUGGAUGUACACUCAUGUCUGAUGGGUGGACAGAUAAAAAGGGAAGACAUUUGAUCAACUUCCUUGUCAACUGUCCGGAGGGGACUUAUUUUAUGGGUUCUGUUGAUGCAUCAAGUUAUGUACAAGAUGCAAAUACCUUGUUUCAAUUACUUGAUAGCAAGGUAGAAGAAAUUGGGGAAGAAUAUGUUGUGCAAGUUGUUACAGAUAAUGCUGCCAAUUAUAAAGCAGCUGGUGCAUUGUUGAUGGAGAAGAGGACAAGGCUCUAUUGGACUCCUUGUGCAGCCCACUGCAUUGAUCUUAUGUUGGAAGAUAUUGGUAACUUGAAGGCAUACAAGAAGGUGAUAGUGAAGGCUAGGAAAAUAACAACAUUCAUCUACAGACAUACACACCUUCUAGAUGCCAUGAGAGCUAAAACAAAUGGGAGAGAUCUUGUGAGGGCUGCUGUAACAAGAUUUGCAACUUCAUUUCUAACACUCCAGAGCUUAUUGAGGCACAAGGAUGACUUGAGGCAUUUAUUUAUUUCUGAUGAUUGGAAGCAUUCUAAUUUGGCAAAGACAAAGGUAGGAAAGAAAGUGGCUGAAAAGGUCUUUGCUAUUACAUUUUGGAAUGGUGUGGAAGACUGUAUCAGAGCAUCAAAACCACUUAUUGUUGUUUUGAGGAUUGUAGAUGCUGAUGAGAAGCCCGCCUUGCCUGAAGUCUAUGUUGCCAUGGAAGAGGCUAAAAAGAUGAUUAAGAAAAAUUUUGGGGAUAAAGAGAGGUUGUGGAAGAAAGUCAUAAAUAUUGUUAAUAGACGAUGGGAGUGUCAGAUGGAGCGCCUAUUGUAUGCUGCUGCAUUGUUUCUUAAUCCUGGGAAGUUUUUUCAGUAUUCAGAAGCUGAGGAUUAUCAAAUGAGACAGACUUUACAAACGGCUUUUAAUCAAGUCACCUCAAGAUUAGUGCCUGAUCCAUCUUUACAAGACAAGAUAUUACAUCAAGCUGGUGAAUAUAGAAAUGCUCGAGGUCUUUUUUCGAGCAGUAUGGCCAUUAGACAACGGACAACUAUGAAUCCAAGUAAGUAG
Molecule: messenger RNA, 1782 nt
Organism: Telopea speciosissima
Lineage: Eukaryota; Viridiplantae; Streptophyta; Magnoliopsida; Proteales; Proteaceae
Exons: 2
Coding region: 1-1782 (593 amino acids)
Molecular function (GO): DNA binding
Source: RefSeq, a predicted model, not a curated record